This is a messenger RNA of Notothenia coriiceps (black rockcod), 2457 nucleotides long. It is a transcript of the gene maff, whose product is annotated as v-maf avian musculoaponeurotic fibrosarcoma oncogene homolog F. The record is from RefSeq and is a predicted model, not a curated record. Gene Ontology annotation, biological process: regulation of epidermal cell differentiation; regulation of transcription by RNA polymerase II. Gene Ontology annotation, cellular component: nucleus. The transcript has a single exon. Lineage: Eukaryota; Metazoa; Chordata; Actinopteri; Perciformes; Nototheniidae. Gene Ontology annotation, molecular function: DNA-binding transcription factor activity, RNA polymerase II-specific; RNA polymerase II cis-regulatory region sequence-specific DNA binding. Bases 139 to 534 code for a protein of 131 amino acids.
UUUCCACACACUUAAGUAGAUCUGAUUCCCUUUGCCCACCACUGUUGUUGCUCUACUCUCCUAACUCUCUCUCCUCUCCCUCCCCAGGUAAAGCAGGAGUGCGGUGAGAACGUGCCCGUCCUGUCCGACAACGAGCUCAUGUCCCUGACGGUGCGCGAGCUGAACCUCCACCUGCGCGGCAUGUCCCGCGACGAGAUCCAGAAGCUGAAGCAGCGCCGGCGCACCCUGAAGAACCGGGGCUACGCCGCCAGCUGCCGGGUCAAACGGGUGUCCCAGCGCGAGGCUCUGGAGCUGCAGAAGACGGAGCUGCAGAGGGAGGUGGAGCGGCUCGGGGUGGAGAACGCCGGCAUGAGGAAGGAGCUGGAGGGGCUCGGCGCUCGAUUGGCCGCCCUGCAGAGGUUCGCCCGGGGGUUAGAGAGCGGCGGGGGGGGGAACAUCCUCGCCACAGCACCACGACUCAACACCGCCUCCGUCAUCACCAUCGUCAAGAGUCCGGCACAGCGGGGGGCACAGAGAGACCAGGAGCCGUCCUAGAAGGAGCUGAGGGACUGAGGGAAGGAGGGGAGGAGAGGAGGACACACACAACCUGCAAUGCAAACACACAAACUACACACAGGAUAUUAUUAGUAGGAAAAUACUAAGCACUUGUACUGCGUUUCGCCUCGUUCACAUGCUCAAAUACGCAGAUAUGUUUAGUUCUAUCCAGAGGACGGGUGGAGGCGUCCUCCACUGUCUCACCACGACUGAACAUUUGUUUUAGGAUUAUAAGACGCAGCAGUUUUCAUGUGAACGAGGCGGCAUCGCAGGAUAAACUCUGACUGAAGACGAGAGAGAGAGAGAGAGACUGUCCAGUGAAGCCAGUCCUGCUGCUGCUUCUGCUUCUUCCACACACCUGCAGUCCUGUGUCUCUGCUACUGUGCAACAAAGUGUCCCAAAGUGAGACUCUUGUUAAUCGUUAAUGCAGAGUUUCUCAACCUCAGUGUCACUUGAUAUGCAGGCGGGUUCCAAGAGAGCACUGUUUUAAAAAAAAAAAAAAAAAAAGUGCUAACGUGGUGAGAGUCCAGGAAUAGGUUGAGAAACGCUGCGUUUGCAAAAAUGAUCAGUGACAUUUCUGCGUUUUCUUGUUUUGUUUGGGAUUCACCUGCCGAUACUUCCUCGCUGUUCCUCGCGUGAGGGGAGUGUCGUUUUUGUACUGCUUGUGUUCACAUUUCUCACAUUAAUGCAGUGCCUUCAGUAGAAGAACCUAAGAGGGGAAACAGACUGUAACCGCUCAGUUUAACUGUUCAUUUCUUUUAAAUGUCUCGGAGCUGUAAUCCUGCAUUGCUCAUUACACAAUCCCUACUGUGCAGUAAGUCUGCUGCGGCUUCCUUUUUUGUGUUUUUUUUAAAUAUCUGGUCGACUCCCAACAGCACAUGUUGGUCAUUUUUGCUACAAAGGAGCGGAGUGGCAUCUGGUAGGAAUUACACUCGAGUGGAUGCAGAAAACCCUCCGCAUACAUUCCCGUUCUGUGUUCUUAUUUGUAAUGUUCGUACGUGCCGUUGAGAGACGAAAAUGUUGAGUGACAUUUAUCAGAGAUAUAUUCUAUAUUUUAUUUGUAUUUAAAGGUAGACGUUAUGAAAAGACAAGCUAACGAGUGCUGUGAUGUUCUAUGUGUUUUCAGAAGUACUUAUGACUAGUCCGGGGAUAUUCUCAUGUCUAAUUAUUGUGUUAAUGUGUGGCAACGAUGAUUACUUUACAAAAAAAUGUUAAUUAUUAGCUAUGUAGAAGAUAUGCUCAAAGCCAAUGGCCAUAUUGCUGUAUGAUGAUGAUGAUGAUGAUGAUGAUUUCCGUGUGUGUGUUUUUUGCCAUGUGUGUGUACUGGCUUGUCAUAGUGGAUUCUUGGAGGGAUAUUAUUUUUCUAUGAUGAUAUUUGUAUGUUUUAUUUGUGUGAAAAAAUUAAGGUCACUUCUGUAUCGGCUGGGUGGACGGGUCCACGGGAUGUUAAAGGAAAAGGUGGAGAUGAGGAUGAGGAGAGAUGAAGGUGGAGGAGUUGUUUUGUUGGAAGAUGGAGAAAGGAAGUAGGAAAGGAGGAUGAGAAGGAGGAGAAGAGGUGGUGCUUUAUUCACUUGAAAAUCUCACACGUUUUAGCCAAAAUGAGCUAAAACUGGCUUUCUUGGAGCGUCGGCCACUGAAUCGUGCGAGCAAUAUCGUUUCUGAGCGGCGGAGUAACACAUGAGUCUGUGGACGAGUAACUCCUUCAGAUAUGAGGCAUAUAUUUAGCUAUAUGAAUAUCGGUGUGGCAAAGCAUUUAUUCUCUGUUAACGUCUCACAUCUGUCGAACUGUGCUGGAUGUUUUGUAAUACUUUGCAAAACAAAAAAAUGUUUUUUGUAUUUAUUACUUGUAUUUUUUCUAUUGUGAAAAUUUAAGUACAUUGUCUAUUUUAUAUAUUAAUUAUAAUAAAUGUUGUACAUAUUGUA